Closterium sp. Yama58-4 is the source of this 1478-nucleotide messenger RNA. The record is from the annotation of a GenBank genome assembly. NCBI's taxonomy places the organism in Eukaryota, Viridiplantae, Streptophyta, Zygnematophyceae, Desmidiales, Closteriaceae.
AUGGCGCCCCACGUCACCACACACACCACACCCGUGGCCCUGUGCUGCCCUCCCUCACACAUCUGCCCUCCCUCACACAUGUGCCCUCCCUCACACAUGUGCCCUCCCUCACACAUGUGCCCUCCCUCACACAUGUGCCCUCCUCACCCACAUGUGCCCUCCCUCACACAUGUGCCCUCCCUCACACAUGUGCCCUCCCUCACACAUGUGCCCUCCCUCACACAUGUGCCCUCCCUCACACAUGUGCCCUCCCUCACACAUGUGCCCUCCCUCACACAUGUGCCCUCCCUCACACAUGUGCCCUCCCUCACACAUGUGCCCUCCCUCACACAUGUGCCCUCCCUCACACAUGUGCCCUCCCUCACACAUGUGCCCUCCUCACACAUGUGCCCUCCCUCACACAUGUGCCCUCCCUCACACAUGUGCCCUCCCUCACACAUGUGCCCUCCCUCACACAUGUGCCCUCCCUCACACAUGUGCCCUCCCUCACACAUGUGCCCUCCCUCACACAUGUGCCCUCCCUCACACUGUGCCCUCCCUCACACAUGUGCCCUCCCUCACACAUGUGCCCUCCCUCACACAUGUGCCCUCCCUCACACAUGUGCCCUCCCUCACACAUGUGCCCUCCCUCACACAUGUGCCCUCCCUCACACAUGUGCCCUCCCUCACACAUGUGCCCUCCCUCACACAUGUGCCCUCCCUCACACAUGUGCCCUCCCUCACACAUGUGCCCUCCCUCACACAUGUGCCCUCCCUCACACAUGUGCCCUCCCUCACACAUGUGCCCUCCCUCACACAUGUGCCCUCCCUCACACAUGUGCCCAUGUGCCCUCCCUCACACAUGUGCCCUCCCUCACACAUGUGCCCUCCCUCACACAUGUGCCCUCCCUCACACAAUGUGCCCUCCUCACACAUGUGCCCUCCCUCACACAUGUGCCCUCCCUCACACAUGUGCCCUCCCUCACACAUGUGUCCCUCCCUCACACAACAUGUGCCCUCCCUCACACAUGUGCCCUCCCUCACACAUGUGCCCUCCCUCACACAUGUGUUCCUCCCUCACACAUGUGCCCUCCCUCACACAUGUGCCCUCCCUCACACAUGUGCCCUCCCUCACACAUGUGGCCCUCCCUCACACAUGUGCCCUCCCUCACACAUGUGCCCUCCCUCACACAUGUGCCCUCCACACUCACAGUGGCUGUGCAGCGAUCGCUGACAUGGCUGGAUGAGGAGCUGCGAUUGGCUGAAGAACGAGGGGGGGCGAGAACAGCGCUGCUAGGAGCGGUGGUGGGGGGCCCGUUUGAGGAGGAGAGGAGGCGGUCAGCACGCGAGACUGCAGCGCGCGCACAGGCUUGGCAGGGUACCACGUGGCGGGUUGGGCCUGGGGGAGGCAGUGCCGCACAGGGAUGCUCUGCUCGCUGCUGCUCUCUCAGAGCUUCCACCGGAGGCAAUCAGGCACACGGCAGGGCUCAACACACCAG